Molecule: messenger RNA, 1074 nt
Organism: Aspergillus fischeri NRRL 181
Lineage: Eukaryota; Fungi; Ascomycota; Eurotiomycetes; Eurotiales; Aspergillaceae
Product: lipase/thioesterase family protein
Exons: 4
Coding region: 1-1074 (357 amino acids)
Molecular function (GO): hydrolase activity
Source: RefSeq, a predicted model, not a curated record
AUGGCCUUCAACAAAGCAAUCAGGUUGACCCUGUGGGAGAAACUCGAUUUCUUCCCUGCCCUAGUAUCCAUCUGGAUUACUGCUAUAUGGGCCAUCUUGACUGGAUUACGGCGAGAGUCCAACCAGCCCAAGACCCUGUUUCUUCAUAUUGGCUACGCGGUGUUCCGUAAGGCGACGACACGCUUGUCCAUCAAGCAGAUGCAAUAUGUCCUACCACCAACCAACAAGAUGUACGAGACAUAUAUCAAGAAAAGCAAGCGGUUGUCUCACACCAUCGACCUGGGCAAAGGCUCCUACGGCCACUGGAUCGGAGACGCCAAAGCAGAUAACGUCCUGAUCUGGUAUCACGGUGGAGGCUUCGCCCUCCCUGCGAACAUGGGCUACUUCAAAUUCUUCGCCAACCUAGUCGACCACGCCGCGACACACAACAAAUCCCUCGCCAUCUUCAGCCUCACCUACACCCUCGCCCCGCAGGCAACUUACCCAACCCAGCUCCGCCAGGCAGUCGACUGCCUCCGCUACAUCCUCGCCAACACCUCGCACCAACCCAGCCGCAUCUUCCUCGGCGGCGACUCGGCGGGAGGCAACCUCGUCGGCGGCGUGCUGUCGCACCUGGCGCAUCCGCACCCGCAGAUUGACCCUUUGAACGUAACCGAGAACCUCGCGGGCGCGGUCAUGAUCGCCCCCUGGACGUUAAUGGACACGGACUUUUCGGACCGGAAGAUUGAUUCUAGUGGGGAUCUGAUCACGCCUGCGGUGGCAGGUCCGUGGGCGGGGGCGUACCUGGGUGCGGCGACUAGAGACGUCUAUACGGAUUUGUCGAAAGCGGAGUCUGACUGGUAUUCUACGUUUCUGGUGGAGAGUGUGUUGAUUUGCGCCGGGGGGAAUGAGAUUCUGUUGCCGAUUAUACAGGAUUUUGCGGAGAAGUUCAAGGCUGGCUUCGCAUCGUCGGAACUGUUUGUUGGACAUCGCGAGGGUCAUGUUGCUCCCAUCUAUAAUCUGGAAUUGGGGGAUACGACGGAGACGGAGCAGGGGAAGAGGGUCAAGGAGUGGUUGUCGAAACGCUUGUUCUGA